CCGCCACCAUCAUGUCCGGCAUCCUAUCCGCUCUCAUUCCCGACGCUCCGGGCUACCUCCCCUACUGGCAACUCCUCGUCUCCGUCACUGCAAUCAUCAAUGGCCUGCAGAACUUUUUCUCCAUGAAGGCCGCCCGCAAAAUCUACAAUAACGUAGCUACUAAUGAACCUGUGACGCCUCUACAAGCGCGCACCUUUGGGAUCUGGACCCUCACUUCGGGCGUAGUGCGAUGGUAUUGCGCGUACAACAUCCACCAGAAGGUCGUUUACGACAUGACACUUUUCACUUACCUCCUCGCCUUUGCUCACUUCUCCCUGGAGCUGCUUGUCUUCCGCUCCGCCAAGCCCAACCCAGGUUCCAUGAGCCCUGUUGUCGUCUCAACAUCAUCCCUCAUAUGGAUGCUCACGCAGUACGACUUUUACGUUCGCAAGUAGAGAAUGCACGCUUCAAAGCGUGUGAGGCUGGGUUUCAGAGCCAGGCUUUUCCGCGGGUUUCCUCGCGCGUGCGUCUGCCCCUGCUAUGAGCGUAAUGGGACCGGCGAAACGCCCCCUACCAGGACCCUGGAUGGCCUGACGGCCAUUUUCGUUUGGCACAUCCCCCUGGCACAAAAUGAAAAGACCUUCAUGGAUCA
Molecule: messenger RNA, 631 nt
Organism: Schizophyllum commune H4-8
Lineage: Eukaryota; Fungi; Basidiomycota; Agaricomycetes; Agaricales; Schizophyllaceae
Product: Erg28-like protein
Exons: 5
Coding region: 12-434 (140 amino acids)
Cellular component (GO): endoplasmic reticulum; membrane
Molecular function (GO): protein-macromolecule adaptor activity
Source: RefSeq, a predicted model, not a curated record